ACAAAGCAAUAUGAAAGAACCUACUUCCCCAUAAUUGAAGCUGCCAAACAUUGACCUCUAUUAUUUAAACUAACUUUGCCACAUGAACUUCAAAGUAUUAAAUUAACCCAUCACUCAUCUCUAAACUUUAUAACUCUUUUCAGAGAUCCAAAACCCAUGGAAUUCUCUUGCAAUACCCUCUUUUUCCUUCUCCUCCUACUCUCAUCAAAUCUUUUCACUUUGUUCAUCUUCACAACUUUCUACUCUUCCUCAUGCUCUCUCAACCCUCACUUACAGUCCGAUCCACCCUCUCCGGAGGACUUGAAAACUGAAACCCUAGACCUCCCCUCCGAGUUCGUCGCCUUCACAUCUCCACAGAAGCUCCCAUUCGGUUUCAACCGCAAUUUCGACUCCGACAAGAUCCUGCCGUCGGUGGGCAGCUCGUGCACCCUCUUCCAAGGCGACCUCCGCCGCUACAUGUCAUACGAAGUGAACGGAUCAUGCCCGGACGACGAGCUCCUCUCCCAGAAACUCCUCCUCAAGGGGUGUGAGCCCCUCCCCCGGCGCCGGUGCCGGCCCGCCGCCCCCGGCAACCCCGUGGAGCCCCGGCCCCUUCCCGACAGCCUCUGGUCCACCCCCUCCGACGCCACCGUGGUCUGGACGGCCUACAGCUGCAAAAACUACUCGUGCCUUAUCAACCGCUGGCGCAAGCAGAAGGGCUUCGACGACUGCAAGGACUGCUUCGACCUGGAGGGGCGCGAGAGGCGGCGGUGGAGCGGCCAUGCAGCCUCCAACCUGGACUUCACCAUCGAGGAGGUCCUGGGCGCGAAGCCGCCGGGGAGCAUCCGGAUCGGACUGGACAUCGGGGGCGGCGUGGCGACGUUCGCGGUGAGGAUGAGGGAGCGCAACGUGACGAUCAUGACGACGUCCAUGAAUCUGAACGGGCCCUUCAACAGUUUCAUCGCGGCGAGAGGGGUGGUGCCGCUCUACGUCAGCAUCUCGCAGCGGCUGCCGUUUUUUGACAACACGUUGGACAUAGUUCACUCGAUGCACGUGCUCAGCAACUGGAUUCCGGCGGAGCUGCUGCAUUUUAUGGUGUUUGAUAUAUACAGAGUGCUGAGGCCGGGGGGUUUGUUUUGGUUGGAUCACUUUUUCUGCGUGGGGGAUGAGCUGCAGGAGCUCUACGCGCCGCUCAUAGAGAGCGUGGGCUUUCGGAAGCUGCGGUGGGAGGUGGGGAGGAAGCUCGAUAGGGGGCCCGACCUCAAUGAGAUGUAUCUUUCUGCCCUCUUGGAGAAGCCAUUAAACAAUUCUUGGUGAUCCUUUUCUUCAUCUUUAUUUUGGUUUUUGGGCGGAAUAAUAUAUAUAUAUAUAUGACACAAAAUCGAUUUUUUUCAAUAACUCACAUUAACGAUAUAUUGAGAUCAUCGAUUCAGUAAUGUUAUUUCGAUUGAGUUGUAUUAUUGAUAUUGACCAGUACAUAAAAAUAUGUUGAGCUGUCAAAAUUGAUCCGAUCCGAUAGGCCGACUCAGUCUGCCUGGAUGUAUGGCUAGUCUAGGCUAAGCUUUUAAAAAUAAGGUCCAAAGAAACUCGGGCCUAAAAUAGUCUGCCAAAACAAUUUGUCGGGCUUUUGGGCUAAAUAAUUCUGGGUUUUAAAACAAGAAAAUAUGAAAUAUAUUGAAUUUCAAAAUCUGAAUUCAUUUAUAUUUUCACUAUUCUGAAUCUAAACCCAACUGUCCUCACUCCUACGUGCGUGCGUGUGCAAGUGUUCUUCUCUUCACUUCUCCCAUUCUGAACCGUCACCGCCGUCAACUGCCAAGCUCUAUCGCUGCCAUCGAUUCACAGAGACCUUCUCUCUCUCAAACUCUCUUACCUGUUAUCCUAUUCAACAGCGACGACACUGCCAAGCUCCAACCCACCGUUGACCGCUGCCAUCGACACCCUCUGGCACUACUCGCACGCCACGAAGACAUAAGGUAUUUUGUUGGGCUUAAUUUUUUUUAUAGAAUUGUUGCUAUAUGUAAAUCUAGAAAUCCAUUUAUUUAUUUAUGUUGUUUUGGUUGAUUCUCAGUUACUGUUUGUGAUAUAGUUGUAUUUGUAUAUUGUCUUCUUGAAUAUAAUUGUCUACCAAGAUUGCGAA
Messenger RNA from Salvia miltiorrhiza (redroot sage), 2116 nucleotides. Its product is annotated as probable methyltransferase At1g29790. The transcript has a single exon. The coding region runs from base 157 to 1296 and encodes 379 amino acids. Lineage: Eukaryota; Viridiplantae; Streptophyta; Magnoliopsida; Lamiales; Lamiaceae. Gene Ontology annotation, molecular function: methyltransferase activity. The record is from RefSeq and is a predicted model, not a curated record.